CAGAACUGUGUGAUCAUGGCGGAUGAGGUGGCGCAAGCUCAGAGCGCGCAACCGGGAGGAGACACGAUCUUCGGCAAAAUCAUCCGCAAAGAGAUUCCUGCCAACAUUAUCUAUGAAGAUGAUCAGUGUAUUGCCUUCCAUGAUGUGGCCCCUCAGGCUCCCACUCACUUCUUGGUGGUCCCCAGAAAGCCCAUCACUCAAACCACAAAACCACAAAAUAAUCAAAAACACAUCAGUAUUAUUGAUACUCUGCUUGGACACCUGAUGAUCGUUGCUAAGAAGUGUGCCGAGGAGGUGGGAUUGCCCCGAGGAUAUCGACUGGUGCUCAAUGAGGGUCCUGACGGGGGUCAGUCCGUUUACCACGUUCACAUCCAUGUGCUGGGGGGUCGUCAGCUGGGAUGGCCUCCUGGCUAACUGUUUUUCUCAGGAUAUCACUGUAUCUCUCCAGUCGUGCCAUCGUUUGCCAUAAGUGAGGUUAAUCUUUACAUUUCAAGUAGGAGUCCAUCAGAAAUACAACUGUCUGAGGACAUCAAUAAAAAACAUUAAAUGCU
Messenger RNA from Cyprinus carpio (common carp), 551 nucleotides. RefSeq names its product histidine triad nucleotide binding protein 1 (gene hint1). Gene Ontology annotation, biological process: purine ribonucleotide catabolic process. Gene Ontology annotation, molecular function: hydrolase activity. The transcript is spliced from 3 exons. Gene Ontology annotation, cellular component: cytoplasm; nucleus. The record is from RefSeq and is a predicted model, not a curated record. Lineage: Eukaryota; Metazoa; Chordata; Actinopteri; Cypriniformes; Cyprinidae. Bases 16 to 414 code for a protein of 132 amino acids.